Messenger RNA from Aspergillus ochraceoroseus IBT 24754, 4200 nucleotides. It is a transcript of the gene atg26, whose product is annotated as UDP-glucose:sterol glycosyltransferase. Lineage: Eukaryota; Fungi; Ascomycota; Eurotiomycetes; Eurotiales; Aspergillaceae. Gene Ontology annotation, biological process: carbohydrate metabolic process. The transcript is spliced from 3 exons. Bases 1 to 4200 code for a protein of 1399 amino acids. The record is from RefSeq and is a predicted model, not a curated record. Gene Ontology annotation, molecular function: UDP-glycosyltransferase activity; hexosyltransferase activity.
AUGCGACCGUUUCUAGACGACACUAAACGGCGAGUGGACCGGAGACUUAGCGCAAGCAGGCAGUCCAUAUCCUCCAGCCGCCUGUUCUCAAGCGCCUUCCCCGAACGGCUCCAGGACGAUUACGAUGCCCAGGUCGACUUCACUGCUCCUCCUGGCGGUGCGAAGCCCCGGGAUGGGAUCCAGUAUAUGCAACAGUCCAUAUUCUCACUGAUUGCUGCUGUGGGUUCCAAAUCGGAUUUCCAUACACGUUUCGAUGACUCUAGCGAUAGUGAAGGAGAGACUGAUACAAAGCCUCAAAAGACCACCGGACGUGCCCCGCAACUGGAUACUGCUUCCUCGCAAACGGAUGGAAGUAUAGCAGUUCCCUCGAUCCCCGGAGCACGAAGUGCCUCUGAGAACAGGGGCCGUCGGCAUCGGAGGUCGAUUUCGGACCAUAAACUCUUUAAACCAUUUAAAUCAACCCCGAAACCGGAAAGCAAGCAACAGCAGGAUAUCACAGCACCCGAAUCCUCGAUGGGCGAAGAGUUGUCGAGAGCCUCCACCCCUAGACGGACACGCAGCACGACACCUCGCGCGGCUCCCAUUCUGAGUCGCAUGGUUGAAGCUCAGGCCCGUCUAGACGCUUCCAGUCCGACAGAGUUGUGCGAAUCGCCGUUAGACGGGCAGAACGACAAGAUCCCCCAACUGUCAUCGGCAUCUCCCCUCUCCUUAAGACUAAUGGAGAUGUUUGGCUUUGAAGAACCAGAAAAGGUUGUGGUUGAGUAUGCGUGCUCCUUGUUACAAAGCCUGCUUUUACAAGGAUACAUGUACGUGACUGAAGGGCACAUUUGUUUCUACGCAUAUCUUCCCCGAAAAUCCACAGUAGCAAUCAAAUCUGGAUCGAUUCACAAGCGUGGUCGCAAGAACCCCAAAUACAACCGCUAUUGGUUUACGUUGAAGGGCGACGUGUUCUCCUAUUAUGCUGAUCCCUCCAACCUUUAUUUCCCUAGCGGUCAGAUUGAUCUCCGAUACGGAAUCUCCGCGUCCAUUACUGAAUCUAAGGAGAAAGGGAGAGAUUCAAGGGAUUUUCAGGUUACCACAGAUCAUCGAACCUAUUACUUCAGAGCGGAUAGCUCAACAAGUGCGAAGGAAUGGGUGAAGGCCCUGCAGAAGGUCAUCUUCCGGACCCACAAUGAAGGGGAGAGCAUCAAAGUCUCUUUUCCAAUUGAGAACAUUAUUGAUAUAGAGGAGAGUCCGAUGGUUGAUUUUGCGGAAACAUUUAAGAUACGUGUGGUUGAAAGUGAGGAGACGUACGCGAUUGACGAGUAUUACUUCACGUUCUUCAAAUCCGGUCGCGAUGCAUUCAAUCUCGUGAAAAGCUUGAUCAGUGAUAUUUCGACAAAGAGUUCACCACAAACUCUAUCGCCACAACCAGAUGGUCCGUCCCGCUCCAAACGAAACCGGCGUUCUCAGGGUAGGUGGUCUCUGGCUAGCACGAGCCAGCUUCGGGGGAUCGCGAUUACCGACUCUCGCCGGAGGAGCGUAAGCACAAGCUUCGUGGCCUCCAAACAGGAUGCCGCGAACACACCACCCAACAUGAAACAACAGGAUUCUUCCAGUUCGUACAUAAACUCUCUAGACCAGACUACCGAGUCCUCGGCUAUUUUGCAAUCAAUGACCGAUACAACGGAGUCGGCAAGUCAAAUUUUGAACAGGAGCGAUGUCUUUCAGUCUCCAACUAUCCAUACUUGGCAGCAGCGUUCUCUUGGUGUGGAUCAGGCUGGCCGUCGACAUUCGGAUGAAACCGCUCGAUCGAUAACAGCACAUGGUCUGGAUGGGUUGGGACUAUCGGGAGAAAGAGCUGAAAUCCAGUAUGCCAUUAGUGAUUCGGAACAGGACUCUAGAGAUGUAUCUAGGCUCUCUGCUACUCCCGCACUCGGUGACCUUGUUCGGGCUGGAGUAUAUCCUCUCCAACGUGCCGCUGGGUUUGCCGAGUACUUGAGGAGCAGGUCGAGACAGAUGAGCACUCUUCUCGCGAGUGAGUCAAUGGGGUACAUUGAGAAGGUCUCGGGGAUGUGGGCUGGAGGUCGCAGACAUUAUGGGGAGACGGCAGGAAUUUCGCCAGAUGGCCGGGCCUUUUAUCCUGAGACCAAAGAAGAUAGCUGCAGAGACGAGGAACGUUUCCGAGCCCAUUUUGCAUUACCAUCGACCGAGAAGCUCCAAGCAGCUUAUUUCGCAUACUUGCACCGUAUGAUUCCCCUUUACGGCAAGAUUUAUAUUAGUCAGAACAAGCUGUGCUUUCGCAGCCUUCUUCCAGGGACUCGAACGAAGAUGAUCCUUCCUUUGAAUGACGUUGAAAACGUUGAGAAAGAGAAAGGGUUUCGAUUUGGAUAUCAUGGACUUGUCAUAAUUAUCCGAGGCCACGAGGAGCUUUUUUUUGAGUUCAAUGCCGCCGAUGCUCGUGAUGACUGCGCUGUUACCUUACAUCAGCAUCUGGAGUCUGCGAGAUUUUUGGUUGAGUCUGGGUCGCUUGCGCCACAGGAGAAGGAUGAGUCCGAAGCAGCGAAGAUAGAACAUCGGAUGCUUCAGGAGGCUAGGGUUGAUGCCUCGUCGGAACAAGAGAUGCGUGCAAAUAUUACCGAGUCUUCAGAGCUUCAUUCUAUUUUUGACGACCCGCGCGCCUCCAUUAUCAACUUCAAGCCCACGGAGUCUUUAAAUAUUACGUGCCUCACCAUUGGGUCGCGUGGGGACGUCCAACCAUAUAUUGCCUUAUGUAAAGGGCUGCUUGCAGAUGGACACAAGCCCAAAAUUGCGACUCACGCUGAAUUUGAGCCAUGGGUAAGAAAACAUGGUAUUGACUUCGCACCAGUCGGGGGGGACCCAGCCGAACUCAUGCGCUUAUGUGUGGAGAACGGAAUGUUUACGUAUUCAUUCCUGAAAGAGGCUACAUCGAAGUUCCGAGGCUGGAUUGACGACCUUUUGUCCUCUGCAUGGAUAAGUUGCCAAGGUAGUGAUCUUCUCAUCGAGUCCCCGAGUGCGAUGGCUGGAAUUCAUAUCGCAGAAGCACUAAGGAUUCCCUACUUUCGUGGUUUCACGAUGCCAUGGUCGAGGACCAGAGCGUACCCGCAUGCAUUUGCCGUCCCUGAGCAUAAGAUGGGUGGUGCUUACAAUUAUAUCACGUACGUGAUGUUUGACAAUGUCUUCUGGAAAGCGAUUGCUAGCCAAGUAAAUCGCUGGAGAAUGAAUGAACUGGGACUCAAGGCGACAAACUUGGAUAAGAUGCAACCCAACAAAGUCCCAUUCCUCUACAACUACUCGCCGUCCGUGGUGCCUCCACCUUUGGACUAUCCGGAUUGGAUUCGCAUAACUGGUUAUUGGGUUCUGAACGAGGGGUCGGAUUGGACACCCCCAACGGACCUCACGGAAUUCAUUCGGCGUGCCCGAAAGGACGGGAAAAAGGUGGUCUAUGUAGGCUUUGGCUCUAUUGUUGUGUCGGACCCUUCUGCCUUAACUAGAACCGUCAUCGAAUCUGUGUUGAAGGCGGAUGUCCGUUGUAUUCUCUCGAAAGGGUGGUCCGCUCGGCUCGGGGAUCCAACAAGCGCCAAGGUCGAGGUUCCUCUACCGCCCGAGAUAUAUCAAAUCCAGGCAGUUCCGCAUGACUGGCUCUUCUCGCAGAUAGAUGCUGUUGCACACCAUGGUGGGGCAGGAACUACAGGGGCGAGUCUCCGUGCGGGCCUUCCAACCAUCAUCAAGCCUUUCUUUGGUGAUCAGUUCUUCUUCGGAACACGGGUAGAGGACCUUGGAGUAGGGAUAUGUAUGAAGAAGCUGAAUGUCAGUGUGUUCUCUCGGGCUCUGUGGGAAGUCACUCAUAGUGAGCGGAUGAUUGUGAGGGCCAGAGAGUUAGGGGCGCGGAUUCGAAGCGAGGAUGGCGUGGCAACUGCUAUCCAAGCUAUCUAUCGCGAUCUGGAGUACGCCAAAACCCUGGCUCGACAGCGGUCGAUUCUUUCGGCCACGCCGUUCUCUCCCACACCAUCAGCCAAGACCGGAGAUGAGCAAGAUGCAGACGACGAUUCUGCUGACAUUGAGGACUGGACAAUUGUUGGAGACGACGCGGAUUUUGACAUCUCGAAGCGUGUGCGAGACCGAGCAGUGUCUGAUGCUGAGAAUUUACCCGAACGACUUUUCUCAGAUAUCCCUAAUCUUAGGGGUCUUGGUAGGUAA